AUGAGAGCUGUCUUCAUCCAAGGUGCUGAAGAGCACCCUGCGGCAUUCUGCUACCAGGUGAAUGGGUCUUGCCCCAGGACAGUACAUACUCUGGGCAUCCAGUUGGUCAUCUACCUGGCCUGUGCAGCAGGCAUGCUGAUUAUCGUGCUAGGGAAUUUAUUUGUGGCAUUUGCUGUGUCCUACUUCAAAGCGCUUCACACGCCCACCAACUUCUUGCUGCUCUCCCUGGCCCUGGCUGACAUGUUUCUGGGUCUGCUGGUGCUGCCCCUCAGCACCAUUCGCUCAGUGGAGAGCUGCUGGUUCUUCGGGGACUUCCUCUGCCGCCUGCACACCUACCUGGACCCCCUCUUCUGCCUCACCUCCAUCUUCCAUCUCUGUUUCAUUUCCAUUGACCGCCACUGUGCCAUCUGUGACCCCCUGCUCUAUCCCUCCAAGUUCACAGUGAGGGUGGCUCUCAGGUACAUCCUGGCAGGAUGGGGGGUGCCCGCAGCAUACACUUCCUUAUUCCUCUACACAGAUGUGGUAGAGACAAGGCUCAGCCAGUGGCUGGAAGAGAUGCCUUGUGUGGGCAGUUGCCAGCUGCUGCUCAAUAAAUUUUGGGGCUGGUUAAACUUCCCUUUGUUCUUUGUCCCCUGCCUCAUUAUGAUCAGCUUGUAUGUGAAGAUCUUUGUGGUUGCUACCAGACAGGCUCAGCAGAUUACCACAUUGAGCAAAAACCUGGCUGGGGCUGCCAAGCAUGACAGAAAAGCUGCCAAGACCCUGGGCAUUGCUGUGGGCAUAUACCUCUUGUGCUGGCUGCCCUUCACCAUAGACACGAUGGUCGACAGCCUCCUUCACUUUAUCACACCCCCACUUGUCUUUGACAUCUUUAUCUGGUUUGCUUACUUCAACUCAGCCUGCAAUCCCAUCAUCUAUGUCUUUUCCUACCAGUGGUUUCGGAAGGCACUGAAACUGACGCUGAGCCAGAAGGUCUUCUCACCGCAGACACGCACUGUUGAUUUGUACCAAGAAUGA
Molecule: messenger RNA, 1014 nt
Organism: Pan troglodytes (chimpanzee)
Lineage: Eukaryota; Metazoa; Chordata; Mammalia; Primates; Hominidae
Gene: TAAR5
Product: trace amine associated receptor 5
Exons: 1
Coding region: 1-1014 (337 amino acids)
Biological process (GO): G protein-coupled receptor signaling pathway
Cellular component (GO): membrane
Molecular function (GO): trace-amine receptor activity
Source: RefSeq, marked provisional